This is a messenger RNA of Dermacentor albipictus, 706 nucleotides long. RefSeq lists its product as uncharacterized. NCBI's taxonomy places the organism in Eukaryota, Metazoa, Arthropoda, Arachnida, Ixodida, Ixodidae. The record is from RefSeq and is a predicted model, not a curated record.
GCGCCUUCUCAUGGCGCUGCGGUAGGCAGCGAUGCCUUAUAUAACGAUCAUCAUCGUCAAACGAAGAUCAGGUGCGGCGCCUCGUGGGCACGCCGGCGCGUGCAUUCGGUAACCGGGCCACCAAGGAUUCGGACGCAACACCACGCUAUCCAGACUGUCCAGACUCUGCAGGCUGUCCAGACGGUCCAGGCCCUGCGAAAGCGCACGUCAGGCGAAGCUGUCAGCACUGCAGAUGGGGCUUGCCAUCAGAGUCCAUCAGCACCCUCCAGCCACGCCUUCAGCCGGUUCGUGGCCCCACACUUGGUCUUUGAACAAGACAUGAUCAACAUAAUGUUCAAGAGCAACGUGGGCACGCAGGAAAACUCCACCAAGAGGGAGCUCUCCAGGCCCAACAUGGCUAUCUUGAUCAAUUUGUUCGUCAACGUCCUGGCCGCCAUACUGAUGACCAGGCUGUUUUGCCGCAUGUUGCUGUUUUGGCUCCACGUGCUGGGCUUUGAUCCUGAGGGUAUAAGGGAGGGAAGUGUGGCGUCGGCACUACGGGACCUGGCCGGCGGGGCCCCUUCGGUUCCCCACUUCACCUCUUCAUGCUCAUUGGGAUGUUUGGCAUUCCGUUUCAACUACAAGUUGUCUUGGUUGUUUUUUUCACGUUCAUGCUUUCUGUGAUGGGAACACUGAUGGAUUAAAGCUUUUGUGCUGAAAUCUUACA